AUGAAAGUUUUCAAAUCUACCACACGAACAGCGGUCACCGAAUGGAUCGAACGUAUGACAUCAGAUCAGUAUCAAGAGGAAGAUUUGUCUGAUAUGUUUCAAUUAUGUGAAGCAGUAACUCUGCAGGAAACCGGACCCAAAGAAGCGAGCAAAGCAUUAAGACGAGUGUUUAAAUACGGAAAUACACAUUCUCAUCUUCGGGGUCUUACUGUUUUGCAGACGCUGGUUGAGAAUUGCGGCGAGAAUUUCCAAGCGCAAAUUAAUUCACAAAAGUUUGUCGACCGUUUAAGAAUUCUUGCAAACUCUCCGAAUACCGAUCCCAGAGUUCACAAAAAGCUAAUGACACUACUUGCACAAUGGUCCAACGAUUUCGCGAAUCAGUCGAGAAUGUACGCAAUUAGUCAUUUGCAUGACAGUUUAACUUCCAGACGUGGCGGGAGUUUCAGUUCCACCAGAAGAGAUUCUGAACCGAAGCCGGUUACCCAAUCAUCGUCAUCUACAUCAUCGAAUCCAAGUCCUAAGGAGAAACGCAAAAACGUCAAGUCUUCAAAAACAGAAUCUCCUAACGCAAAGCCCCAAACUUAUUCCUCAGAUAAGAUCAACGAGGAAAUUGGGUUAGCAACACAGAAUGCCACAAAUCUUAUCAAUGCACUUACAUUGUUGGGUCCUAAAACUGAUGCCAAGAACGAUUUUGAACUUCAGGAAUUGGUUCAAAAAUGCAAAUCUUCAUCGGAGCAGCUAGUCAAAAUCAUAUCGACGGUUACGGAAGGAAGUAAACUAGGACCAUUAUUACAAUCUAACGACCAAGUACAAGGCGCAUUAUCAAUAUACUCGGAUUUUGAAUCUGGAAAUUCUGGAAUAUCAGAUGAUAGAAUUUCAUCUAUCACACGUAAAACAGAAGAUAAUGCGAAAGCAAAACGUUCUACUACUAAGAUUCGCAGGGAAACUGAUGAUCUUAUUGACUUUGAUACGUCGAAUUCCUCUGCAAAUAACGGUAUUGUUCCUGAUAACAGUUUGUUAGAUGAUCCUUUUGCUGACCCUGUCACACCUCCGAGAACGCCCGAGCCAGAACCUGGGCUGAGAUUUGAUUUAAAGGGCUAA
This is a messenger RNA of Acaulospora morrowiae, 1101 nucleotides long. NCBI's taxonomy places the organism in Eukaryota, Fungi, Glomeromycota, Glomeromycetes, Diversisporales, Acaulosporaceae. The record is from the annotation of a GenBank genome assembly.